Astrephomene gubernaculifera is the source of this 1422-nucleotide messenger RNA. The record is from the annotation of a GenBank genome assembly. Lineage: Eukaryota; Viridiplantae; Chlorophyta; Chlorophyceae; Chlamydomonadales; Astrephomenaceae.
GUUGUAUUGUCGACUGGGUUGUCCUGAGCAAUUGCUCGCUCCAUUGCACGGGUUAGCUUUCCUAUCCGCGAGUCUAUGAACACGUUUGCCCACCAACAGCAGCAGCAACAGCGGUUUGGUAGCUACGACAGCGGCCGUAACCAGCAGCAGCAACAACAACAACAGCAGCAGCAGGCCCAGCAAAGUCAGCAACAUGGCGCUGCCAACGGUUCCGGGGCUCCUUCCAGCAACACCUCUACUAGCUCUUCUGUGUGGGACAAGUUUGAGAAGGGUGACAAGAUCGGCGAGGGCACCUACGGGCUGGUGUACCAUGCUCGCAGCAAGGAGACGGGCGGACGCUACGCCAUCAAGCAGUUCAAAGGGGGCAGGGAGGGUGACGGCGUGUCGCCCACUGCCAUCCGGGAGAUCAUGUUACUGCGCGAGAUGAGCCACCCCAACAUUGUCAAGCUUGAGAGUGCGCACAUCAACCGCUCCGAGCCUUCCCUGUGGCUGGCGUUCGAGUAUGCCGAGUACGACCUGUACGAGAUGAUCAAGUUCCACCGGGACAACAAGGAGAACCGGCGGGACAACCCGCAUGGUCUGAUGCCUCAGUACAUCGUGAAGACGGUGAUGUGGCACCUGCUGAACGGGCUGAGCUACCUGCACCAGCACUGGGUGGUGCACCGGGACCUUAAGCCCUCCAAUGUGUUGGUGAUGGGCGAGGACCCCGCGGUGUCGCCGGCACAACACGGCUGCGUCAAGAUAGCGGACUUUGGGCUGGCACGCAUAUUCCAGUCCCCCGCCCGACCGCUGUCUGACAAUGGGGUGGUCGUCACCAUCUGGUACCGCGCCCCCGAGCUGCUGCUGGGUGCGCGGCACUACACCCGCGCAGUGGACGUGUGGGCGGCGGGAUGCAUAUUCGCAGAGCUGCUCACACUCAAGCCGCUGUUCCAGGGCCAGGAGCGCAAGAACCCGGGCAAUGUGCUGCAGGCAGACCAGCUAGACAAGAUCUUCCGCGUGUUGGGCCACCCCAGCCUCAAGACCUGGCCGGAGCUGGAGGUGCUGCCGCACUGGCUGGACAACACCGACAACGUGCGCGUGCGGCGACCCGAGUGGGGCGGCGCGGGGCUGCAUGCGGCGGUGCUGGAGGCCAUGCGGGCGGCGGCGCCGGGCUGGGCGCAGGGACACGUACCGCAGGAGUGUGUGCCGCCCCGCGAGGCCAUCGACCUGAUGUCGCGCAUGCUGGACUACAACCCCACCACCCGGGCCACGGCGGAGGAGGCGCUGCGGCACGAGUGGUUCAGGAUGGACCCCAAGCCGGGACCCAACGUGUUCCGCCGGCCGGGCUCCUCCGUACCGCUGGUACGCUACCCGCGCCGACCCAUGACACUGGACCGCAUACCCGCGGUUGCCGCGGCGGCAGCAGGCGGAGGGGCUCCAGGG